UAUCCAGGCAGGGCAGAGGAGUGCAGACACACAGAGAGGAGGCUGAUCAGCUCAGACGAUCCCGCGGUUGGCGAUGGCUUUAGUGAAGAGCGGAUGGCUCUGGAGGCAGAGCUCAGUUUUGCGCCGUUGGAAGAAGCACUGGUUUGACCUGUGGAUGGACGGGGGUCUGGUCUAUUACCCUGAUGACAAUCGGCAGAACAUAGAAGAAAGGAUACCUCUAAGAUUUACCUGUUUGAAUGUUCGGUCGGGGGAGGAGUGUGGAGGUGAGGCUCUUGAGCUCCAGCCACCGGAGGGAAGCACCCAGGACUCCUUGGUCACCGUAGAAUUCCGGGAUCGCUCCAAACUUCUACUCUGUGCAGAGAGCGAGGACGACGCAGUAGCUUGGAAAAUGGCGCUCCAGGACAUGCGAUCCCAACCGGUGUACCUCUACAAUCCUUAUGAUGAUUAUUACCAGACCAUUCCCAUGAACGCUCACCAUGCGGUCUAUGUCGACCACGGAUACUGUGACCACAGCUAUGCUCCUGGUAUGACGCAUGUCGUUGUCAGAGACGAGCGUGAAACGUUCGGAGAACAGAUGGCGCUGGGCCUGCUCGCCGGCGCUCUCGCCUCCUCGGCCCUCGGCUCCUUCAUGUGGUUGCCAUGCUGGUUCUGAGGAGUCCCGAGCAGAACAUGACGACAAACUCCCCAAAGGAGCGUCCGAUACGUCUUGUGUAAUGAUUAGGCCACCUACCUGCAUCUUGCCCUUGGUUCUGUACCCUUCGUAAUACUAGAUUAUACGUGUAAUUUAUCGCACUUCUGUUGCAUUACUCAACGAGCUUCUGAGAUCCGCCACCAGCAGAUGUCUCCUUUUAAAAAAGUAUAUAUAUAUUUUUAUAUGUAUAUGUUAAUUCUUAAAGGAACUCCAUUUUGUUAAGAGUUAGCAUGUGUAAAUGCUUUAUGAGUCAUUUUGUAAAUGGUAAAUUUCUCUCCCAUGCGUCCUAUAUACAGUGGACCCUCGGAUUGCGAGUAACGCGGUUAACGAGCGUUUCGCAAUAUGAGCGAUGUAUUUGAAAAAAUCCUAACUCGGUU
This is a messenger RNA of Rana temporaria (common frog), 1068 nucleotides long. RefSeq names its product pleckstrin homology domain containing B1 (gene PLEKHB1). Gene Ontology annotation, biological process: regulation of cell differentiation. The record is from RefSeq and is a predicted model, not a curated record. Lineage: Eukaryota; Metazoa; Chordata; Amphibia; Anura; Ranidae. The transcript has 7 exons. Gene Ontology annotation, cellular component: membrane. Bases 74 to 652 code for a protein of 192 amino acids.